CGCCUUGAUAGUGCUCGUCACUGCUUGAUUCGCUUAUUUAAUUUUUACAUAUUUUUGAACUAUUUGAAUAUAUUCAUAAACUGAUAAUAAAAUGAAUGAAGAUAGUUCAUCCAUCGAUUUUGAACAUGUGUUGAAUCAAGACCCAAACAUGUUGGUCAAAGUGUCAAGUCCUACUGCAGGGAGUGAAGUGCAGCAAAUUUUUUCAACAUUAACAGAUGUUUAUGCCAAAAUUAAAGAACAUGAAAUGUUACAUACUGUGCAUUAUGUUGUAGCAUUUAAACGAACUAUGGAACAUAAUAUUGAUGAUAUAAUGAAGAAAAACCACAAGAUCUAUUUUGAGAGUAAAGAUCUUCCAUUUACUGGAGUCCCAUUCAUUUUUUCAUCAUGUAGUACUCUUGAUUGUCAACAAGGAAAAGACAAAGGUCUGACAACAAAAGCACAGUAUUUAAAAAAGAAAAAUGAGAAUGCAGGUACAGAUCAUUCUUUCAAAAAAAAGAAAGUUAUUUUGCAAAAUACAAAGAAGUUUGAUUGCCCUGCAAAAGUAUUUAUAAAAGAAGUAGUAGAGUUUCCUGAGUUUAAGCUGGACAAGGAUUCAAUAUGGCUAAGAAAAGAAAUGUCAAAAAAACUUCGCUCAGCUUUGGCUACCAACCGAAACAUUUCAAUGUGUAGAAAAUAUAUUUUAUUAUUACCUGACAUUUCUUCUCAUAAAGACCAUGCAAUUGGAGAUGAAGCAGGUCUUAAUCAACCUUUAUCUAAGGAUAUUAUCAAAAAAAUUGAUGAGCUAGUCAGAAAGGGUGUUAAUUCUGUUCCAGAAAUGAGACGUCUUCUGGAUGCUUAUGUGCAUAUGGAAUUUAAUUCACUUAACUUACCACAGAAAGCAAAUAAACGUUUUUUCCCACGAAAUGAGACUAUUGCAAACCAUAUGCAGAAAGCUAGAAAUAAUCUUCGCAGAUCCAUGAUAGAUCAAGAAUGUCUGCUUGAUAAGAUUAAUGAAUGGAAAAUAUAUUGUCCAGAUGCAAAAAUACAUUUUAGACCAAAAGGAAAAAUCUAUUCAGACAAUGAUUUAAAUCUUGAAAAUUCAUUACUGUUUGUUUAUCAAGAUGUAUGGCAACAAAAAUUGCUCUAUAGAUAUGGAAAUGAACUGGCUUUUUUAGACGCAACAUAUCGCACAACUAGAUAUGCCCUUCCGCUAUUUUUUUUAGUUGUCAAAACAAACAUUGAUUACCAAGUUGUUGCAAUUUUUGUUUGUGAAAAUGAAACCACAGAAGCUAUAACAAAAGCACUAAUGUGCAUUAAAGAAUGGAAUCCAUUAUUUCAACCGAGGUUUUUUAUGACAGAUUAUUCAAACGAGGAAAUAAAUGCACUCGAAUAUGUGUUUCCAGAGCGAGAAGUUUUAAAUUUGAUCCCCACCAUGUAUUUGUUUGUAACUUCAUGUAGAUCUGUUAAAACCACAAAAGUGUGGGCGUUAAACCUAAAUUGUUGUAAAGUAUUUAUCUGUGAUUUUCACAGAGAGCAAGCUUGGGAAAGAUGGCUGUCAAAAACCAUAAAUGGAUGCUGCCUUGUGAAAGAUCAAGUUAAAAAAAUGCUUCGUGAUAUUGCACAUGCAAAAACAGAAGAUAUUUGUCAAAAGGCAGUUCAAGGGCUCCAGGAAUCACAAGUAUGGAAAAUACACCAAAAACUCGCUGAGUAUUUAACAAACACUUGGUUACCUAUCCAAAAGAGAUGGGUGUUUGCUUACAGACAGGAUCGUCUCCUGCUGAAUGUUAACACUAACAAUGGAACUGAGAGGCAGCAUCAAUCUUUUAAAUAUAGUUUUUUAGAAAAACGAAAGAAUUCUUCAAUAACAGCUAUGCUAAGUAUUUGUAUUGAAGAAUUUCUUCCUCACAAAUUUGACAACUAUUGUGAUAAAAAUAAAAAGGCACAUUCAUCAUAUAGAAAAUACAAUGCAAAAAUUCCGCCAUAUUUGAUUGAUCGUCCACGACCUUUGGUAAAACAUUGCAUGCAUUUAAUUGAUACAUUAAAAGGCCUUGACUUACAAGGCAUUAAUGCUGUAACUGACAAGAUAUACAACGUUGCUUCAUUUGAUUCAAAUAGUCGAGAAAUCUAUAAAUGCUAUCUUGGUGAUGAUAAACAUUUGCCUAGUUGUUCUUGCCCUGCCUGGUUUAGUAGUCCAUACCCAUGCAAGCAUUUUUUUGCUAUUUUUAUAAAAGAAAAUCUCUCCUGGUCUGCAUUUGGUAGCUUAUACAGAAAUUCACCAUAUUUUAGCCUAGAUUUAUUGACAGAUGAAAAUAGCCAUGCAACCUCUGUAGUAUGUCAAGAUUUUUUUCAUCCUAACAAUGUUGGUAUUCAAAAUAAUGCUGUCGGACAUGAAACACAAUUGUCUAUACCUCUUGAACCUCAACCGUUUCCAAAUGUACAAGGAAUGAAUUUUAAAAGUACGAUUGCGCCAAAUAAAAUUCAAAGUAGUCACUCUAUAAUAACAUGUCGUGAGCUAUUAAGCGAAAUCACUCAGAUGUCUUAUCUAUGCAACUCUCAAAAAAAUGUGGAUCUGUUGUUUGAAGGGCUUUAUAAAUUGAAAACUGACUUAGUUAAAAGCAUUACAAGUGAAAAUGGAAUUCUUUUGCGUCCAGAUAAUAAACCAGAUACUUGGAGCAAGACUGAAAUUAAUUCAACUAGACUUUGUCAUCUCCCAAUUAGACGAAAAAGGAAGAUGACUAAACGAGUUGGUGUCAAGUAUGAUGUUUACAAAGCAGCCUCAGAUAUAAGUGUAGUAACAAAAAAAGUUUCUUUACUUUCUGAGAUAAUCACAAAUCACUCCAUAAACGAUUGUUGUGAUAUUUUUACAGUUCCAAUUGAUUCAAUAAAGACUGAUGAAAAAUUAUCUGAUGAUAGCAAUGAGUUGCUUGAAGGCAACAUAAAAUAUGAUGGUAACCAUAUUCAAAGGACUGUUCAGAGUGUGCAAUAUCUGAAAUCUUCUUUGAUUGGAAAUUUAGAAAUGAAUGAGAUAGAAAAUGGUGAAAUGCUUAAUGAUAAAGUUAUUCAUUAUUGUCAACAAGUCAUGUCUAUGCAAUUGGAUAUUGAUGUUGGUCUGCAGGAUCCUAUUAAAGGUCAAGUCCUAGCUUUUAACAUCCAUCGGAACACCCCAUUUGUCCAAGUUCUUCAUGAUGGAAAUCUCCACUGGAUUUGUGUGACCACAUAUGGUUGUGCUGCAGGAGAAAUAUAUAUUUUUGAUAGUCUUUUUCAUGGUGCAGUUAGUUUUGACACAAAAAGGCAAAUAUGCUCUAUUUUACAAUGUGAUAAAAAAUAUCUUAUGAUUAAAGUAUUGCCUAUUCAACAACAAACUAAUGGUGUUGAUUGUGGACUGUAUGCUAUUGCUUGGGCUAGACAAGUUCUUGAAGUGAAGGGAAUACCUUCCACUUCUCUAAUGUUUGAAGAAAGUGAAAUGAGAAAGCAUCUCCUUAUGUGUAUACUAAAGAACCGGUUAGAUGUCUUCCCUACCACAAUCAAUCCAGCUAUGUUUAAAAAAUGUGCAGCAAAGGACUUUCGUAUACGCUUGCAUUGCUCUUGUCGCAUGUUUUGGACCCAUAAAGAUGAGAACAUUUUUAGCAGGCAAAUGGCUCAAUGCUUUACUUGCAAAGAAUGGUUUCAUCGGCAAUGUGAAAGAAUUCCACAGAGCGCUUAUGAACAAGAAGAUGAGCUCUGGUAUUGUCAGCAUUGCAACAGUAUAGCAGACAUUAAUACUACAAAUGAAGUAUAAUAUCUGAAACUGUCAUGACAUUCUUAACAAAGAAAUAAUAAAAAUUAGGUUUAUUCCUUACUUAAUAUAUGACCUUGUUAUACUAACCAUCAGGUAAUGAUUUUUAAUAAUUAUUAUUAAUAAAUCUUAUUUAGAUUUAGGUAUAGAUUUUUAUUUUUUCAUGAUAAUAACUUUAUCUUAUUUAAUUCAAUAAAUCUGUCUUUGCUAGCAUAUUGAUAAUCAUUUUUUAAACCAAUGAAAUAAAUAAGAAUGCUAUCAUACUAUCAAAACAUGCUAUCAUACUGUCAUACACACAUACUUACACACAACGCUUGAGUUAAUAACUCAUUAUUUAAUGUUUAUGCAAAAUUAUCUUGCAUGUUUAUGCAAAAUUAUGGGCAUAGAAGUUUAUACCAAUCUGAUAUUAGCAUAUAUUUUUACAAUUGGCAUUUUUAUAUAAUGCCAUUUUUAUUUGGUAUGAACACCCUAAUUGUGUUGUUUAUGUCAUUUAUUUGAAAUGAGAUUUUUUAUUUUGACAUAAACUGCUUAUACCUUUUUAAUAUUGGCAUAUCAAUAUUUAUAGCCUUUUGUGGUAUAAGCCUUUAGGGUUAACACACACACACACACACACACACACACACACACACACACACACACACACACACACACACACACACACACACACACACACACACACACACCAUAUUGUUAUUAUUCUUAAUUAGAUUUUUUUUUUAGGGCGGUGAGCGGAACUUGGCUACCUUCUCGUGGUGCUCACUGUUAGAAAUGAGUACAAGAGAUAAAAAUUAACAUUUGAUUUUUAUCUCUUGAAUCAUACACAAAAUGCCAAGUCGAGAAAGAAAUAGUCGAUUAUAGUCAGUCUGGUUCUACCGAUUUAUUGACUUUUUUUUAUUUACAUAGUUUGGUUUAACAAAGUCAUUUUAAUGUUUUUAUGAAUUUUGAAGAAAUAUAUGCAAGCAAGAAAUUUGGAACUUUA
Messenger RNA from Hydra vulgaris (swiftwater hydra), 4733 nucleotides. RefSeq lists its product as uncharacterized. NCBI's taxonomy places the organism in Eukaryota, Metazoa, Cnidaria, Hydrozoa, Anthoathecata, Hydridae. The record is from RefSeq and is a predicted model, not a curated record. Gene Ontology annotation, molecular function: DNA-binding transcription factor activity; zinc ion binding.